AUGAUUUACAUUCAUGAAAAUACUAUUUGUGACAUAUUGAAACGAAGGUCAGGAUAUCUUGGUAUUAAUCCAGAAGAUCCCAAUUCACAUAAUAAACAUUUACGCAAAGGAAAAUAUUCAGGUCUAGAAGAUGCAUUGAUUUUUUGGACAACACAAAUGCUUAAAGCAAAUUUAACUAUUACCA
This is a messenger RNA of Entrophospora candida, 184 nucleotides long. The record is from the annotation of a GenBank genome assembly. Lineage: Eukaryota; Fungi; Glomeromycota; Glomeromycetes; Entrophosporales; Entrophosporaceae.